Molecule: messenger RNA, 560 nt
Organism: Aedes albopictus (Asian tiger mosquito)
Lineage: Eukaryota; Metazoa; Arthropoda; Insecta; Diptera; Culicidae
Product: zinc finger protein 468-like
Biological process (GO): regulation of transcription by RNA polymerase II
Cellular component (GO): nucleus
Molecular function (GO): DNA-binding transcription factor activity, RNA polymerase II-specific; RNA polymerase II transcription regulatory region sequence-specific DNA binding
Source: RefSeq, a predicted model, not a curated record
ACGAACAAAGCCACAAAUCCGUACGUCCCUACGAAUGUCCCAUUUGUCAAAAGACAUUUUCGUUCAAAACAAACUUCCUGACCCACGUCAAAUACCAUUCGGUCCCAGACGACCGAUUCAAAUGUGAACUCUGCGACAGAGGUUUCAAGAAGAAACAUCUCCUGCAGGAGCAUCAGGUGAUCCACCAGGAAAGUGAAGCACGUCCCUUCAAAUGCCAUCUGUGUUCGAUUGCCUUCACUCGGAAUGAUCUGCUGGAGUUUCACGUGAAGAAGCAUUUGGGGGAAAAGCCGUUCAAAUGUAGCCAGUGUAGUGCGUCCUACAUCCAUGGGAGGGACUUGCGGAGGCACAAUCGAGUCAAACACGAAGGGGAGACGCCGUUCGCGUGUGAAGUUUGUCACAAGGUGUUCUCCAGGAAAUAUUCGCUGGGGAAACAUUUGAAAACUCAUAAGUGAGGAUGUUCCACUGGGAUUGAAUAUGUUUGUGUCGCUGAUUAAAAUAACUAUGCGAAAUUUUAAAAUCAUAUCGACUUUAUCGGUUGAAGAUAAUCACCGUGGACCUUC